This is a messenger RNA of Anopheles stephensi (Asian malaria mosquito), 6589 nucleotides long. It is a transcript of the gene Np, whose product is annotated as mucin-5AC. The record is from RefSeq and is a predicted model, not a curated record. NCBI's taxonomy places the organism in Eukaryota, Metazoa, Arthropoda, Insecta, Diptera, Culicidae. Gene Ontology annotation, biological process: proteolysis. Gene Ontology annotation, molecular function: serine-type endopeptidase activity. The transcript has 12 exons. Bases 1646 to 5470 code for a protein of 1274 amino acids.
AUGUUUGGCUGGCGCACAGCCAGUCAGUAUAAAUCUAACGUCUUCAGUGUCAAGGUCUCUUUCCUGUGAGGCUCUUGAUCUGCGACCACACUGCACAGACUCCGCGUCCGUCCCCGCAGCGGCUCAUCUCCGCUGUGUGUGAGUGUGUCCGUGUGUGUGUGUGUGUGUGAGUGCACUCUGCAGGCCGGAUCUAAGGGACCGAUCGGCUGAGUGCUGACCGUAUUUUCGCGUCGUCCGUUGACCGAGUGCGUACCGUAGAAGAAAACGGUGCCAGCAGCAUCAGCACCAGUACCGCGAACCGUUCGGAAAAGUGUUCAAAUUGUGCUUUCCUCCCCCCCCCCGCCCCAAGCUGAACCAUUCACUGCGGCGGACCAAAGCUUGAGCGAAAGAAAUUGCGCGUGCGAUCAUCCUUUAGAACGGUGCGCAGUGGUCAAGUGAAAGUAGCCGAUAACCGUCCAAGAACGUCGACGACCCGUUUUCGAAACACGGCAAGCAGAGAAUGCAGUGGUUUGAAGCGUCAAGUUGAAAGGCACCGAAUUUAACAACACCAAACCAGACGCUAAAAAGGUAUCGCUAUUUGUGUCAUCAGUAACGAGGCCACCGAUCUCAGCGGAUUCUCAAGAAAAUCAAGUGCGCCUGGCUUAAGCUCCAGUCCAAGCAGUUAUCCAGACGAGAAAAGUUGAUACAGUGUUGCAAUUUCCGACCUUAAGUGCAAUCCCCAACAGAACCAGUGUGCCGUGUGUUUUGUGUGUGAGUGUAGUGGGUGGAAUCGUGCGUGCGUGUGUGUGUGUGUGUAUUGUAUCUGUGUCCGAGGGUCGGAAAACUUCAGCCAGAACCAGCCGGUCAUGCAAUGUGGGCAACGAUCUUCUGCGCGAGAUACUAACGGUCCGGUGCGUUCGAUUUUUUCUGACUCUGGAGAAGAAGGUGGAAAAACAUUUUCUUCCCUGUGCUUCAACACCACCAGUUGGCCUGCUGCAAAGUGGAAAGCAAACGAGCAGAAAGGUGUCCGUUCUUGAAGAUGUUGAUUCUAAGCGUAUAGUAAGGAAGUGAUUUUAUGUAAAAUUAAAACUAGUUUCCAUUCGAAGUAUCGCGCGAGUGUAGUUUUGGUCCUCGAAAUCGGUGCCGAUGUACACCAGCUCCGGCAAAGGUUCUCCACCUUCAGCCCCUAAGGCUGGCAACGAUCAGGGCAGCUAAUAUCGUCUGCUAGUGCGAUGCGCCGUUAGAAGAACACACGCAUACAACCGCCUUCCAAGUGAUUACGAUUAUUUUGUGAACCAUCCGAGUGUAACUCUGCACGGCGGCCUCCGACGACAAAAAAUGAUGCGCGUUUGAUGGGAAGAUCGCAUGAUCGCGCAUCCAGCAGACGAACCUCGGUGGAAUCAUCAGAACGAUCAGCAGCCACCAUCCGCCUCGCAUCCACGCAGACUCCGCGUGGUUUCCGGUGUGAUCUAACGGUGCAGCAGCAACACUUCCACGUCAAACGCCGGCCAACCAGGCCAAUCCAUCCAUCAUCCGCGACGGUCCGGGGGUGAAGAAAAACAACAAGAUUCGCUUCGAGCUCACCGGCUCAUCGGGCAAGAAUCGACGAUCGGUCAGAAAGCAGGGAAGAAAAGGGAAACGAAGAACCUGCGGUUACGGCUUCAAGAUGAUGUCCAGUGUGGAUCUACGCCGGGGGACGGUGAGAUGGAGUCGCCGAUGUGCCGUCCAGUACGCUACCUCACUUGCCCUGCUACUCGCCAGUUUGCUCUCGUCAGCCUACAGCAGUCCCGUGUUCCCGUUCACAUCGUUUCAAGCUAGCAGAAACCUUCGACAUCUUCCCUGUGUGGUACGAAGCACUGGCGAUGAAGGCAUUUGUAUGUUUGCUAUCGAUUGCUUCAAGUCCAACGGAACGCAUCUGGGUGUGUGCAUCGAUAAAAUAUUCUUUGGAUCGUGCUGUCAGGUCAAUGAUGAUCGGUUGCUCUUCGAUCCGGACAUAACGGAUAACAGCAUAGAUCACAAUUCGGCCGGUAACUUCCAACAUUUCCCACAGUCCUCUCUGAUGAAUACGCACAGAAAACCGCCACUCACGGAAACGCGCUUACCAACGACUCCAGCAGGCAACGGAACAAAGUACGAACUGCUCAGUACUUCUACGACUACCAGACGAACGACUGCAAAGAACAAUCGCCGCACAACUACGACUGUACGUACGACGAAAGCUCCUAUGAAGGUUCAGCAAAAAGACGAUCUGCAGACAACUACGGAGUACCAAGAGUUCACAACGUUUCAAUACGUGCAGAGCAGCAAGAAUCCUGCUGGCAGUCAAUCCACAUCGACGACGAGCGGAGGAGCGAGCAAGCGUCCUCCUGUACGACCCAGUAGUCCUAGCGUAGUUACGUACGACAAUCGAACCUCUACCACCAGGACGACCACUCCCAAACCUUACAAAAACCGUCGACCGACAACGAAUAAAACGACAACCGUACGACCUCCAAACCGACGACCUCCUCAACCGCUAACGACAACCACGGAAACGUCGACCACGAUACUAUCCUCGACGACCAGGAAAGCGCCUGCCCCAAACACAAGACAGCCAACGACUUCCGCUACCAUUGCGUCCCGUAAGCCACCCAGUUCGAUAGCCGCAUCUCAAACGCAAACCACCCAUGCUUCGCGACGACCAACAACGACUCACCAAUCUUCACCGAAGACCGAAUCAACAACGCCCUCCGUGACGUACUCUCGUCGACCAACUACUUCGCCUUCGUUGGUGCCUCUAACGAAACCGACUUCGAACCGAAGACGACCUACCACCACUUCUACGACCUCGCCGACUACGACGACGGUGCCAACUACGGUCGCAAGCGAUACAACUCGAGCUCCUCGACCUAGACCUAAGCCAACUUCCCAGGUCGCAACCGUACCGGCUACAUCGUUAGAUCACCUGAUCGAGACGAACUCUGCCAGUUCGGAAAUCACGUCUAGUGCUGCUCCCGUAUCAAGCAGUACCACUCGAACGACAUAUCCAACGACAACCGUUAAAGUGACGCAACCCACAACGCCAACACCUACUCCAACCCCAGCUUCUUCCACCAAGCGAACCACUCAAUCCGAACCAUCCAUACAAACAUCGACUGUAAAGGUGUCAGAAUCGUCGCUAGAGCUAGGUGAUACCGCUGACCUUGCAACACUUUCACGACCCGGUCUCGUUACUUGGACAAGUAUUCUGGAGGACACACCUACGGAGCGACCCAAUGUCAAUCAAGGACCGACCACAUCCAACAGCUGGAUACUCAUUCAGACACUAACCCCCGAAGAGGUCAUUGCUAGCAAUCAAACUAACCAGCAUGAACCAUCACCCUCCUCCACUCACAUACCGCCAGCAUCCGUCGAGGUGUCCUUCUCGCAGGACACCAAACUGCCGAUCGAAUCGCUUCUCCCGGAAGCGGCCUACGUAUACAAUACGGUUCAAGAGGAGCCCGCUCAGAACGUGCUCCUGUUGCCCGACGCACUCUCGAUACAUUCGCAAGUAACGUCCACCUCACAAACCCCCGGACACACGAAUGUUGUAUCCUUGGAGGCACAGGCAAAGACUACGGAGAGUUCCGUUCCCAGUAUCGGUAGCUCCACCAUCAAACAAAGUACGGUGGCGCCCGAGAGCACGAGUACCACAGUCCGACAUUCAUCCAUCGUACCGUCGACUACGGACAGCUCUACCAUGGUAACUGGACACGGAUCAGUGUCUUCCACCGUGUCCCAGCCGUCGAUCACCAAGUCCCCCCCUAAGCCCAGUAGCAUACCGGUAGAGAUUAACGAAUCGGUCGUCGAAACGACACCAACCACCGUGACAUCGACGAUCGCUGCAUCCACACCGACCACGACGAUUAUUCCCGCGAGCGUAGCUCCGACUCAUUUUACAUCUUCCGCCGCACCGACACUAACGACCAGUGAUAUGUUUGCGAGCGUAUCCGAACAGACAUCAUCAGCCUCUAGUGAGGAAUCUGGCACGUCCUCUACUACCGACGCUGGGUCGAAACGACCUAUCGACACGACGUCCACCACGGAAGCGAUGCUCGUCCGUGAAACCACAACGGCGGCCGAGGAGUCGAUCGAAAGUGCAACGGAAGGCAGUGGAGAGGAAGAAGCGUCCGGCAGCGGUAGCGAAGAAGGAUCCAGUGAGGAGGAGGAAGAAGAGGAAGAGGAAGGAACCGAUGAAAGUGAAGAAACUACCGAUGCAACCACAGCCUCGAUCGAGAACGUUACCGACUCCCAGAACAAGUUGACGAACGAAAGCAGCACUGUGACGUCGUCUUCCACCCAGGCAAGCACUUCUGCAUCCCAAAGCACAACGUCGUCCUCGACCUCGACAUCCCUGGAGCCCAACACACUGACAGCAUCAACCUUGUCACCGGUUUCGAUCUCGGCCGGCAUGACGAGCCCCAGCUCAUCCUCAUCAGUGCUGACAACGACGUCAGGCAACACGACGACAGCAUCACCACAGCCACCUGCGCAGUCGAACCGAGACCCAACGACAACCGAGGGCACGACAACCGGAAUGCCCGUCAAGUUCCCCGAGCAACCUCCGGCAAGCAAUCAGACGGCGGCGCUUCCGACAACGACCACACUGGCGAUGCUCGCCAACGUAACCACGGACGGUGUAACGCUGGCACCCGAUUUCCUGACCACCUCCACCCUGCCAACCCUCGAGGGCAUCGAUUAUCGAUCGGUGUGCGGCAAACGGAUGUUCCCCGAGCCGCGUAUCGUCGGUGGCACCAAAGCAGCGUUUGGCCGUUGGCCCUGGCAAAUCUCGCUGCGUCAGUGGAGAACGUCCACCUAUCUGCACAAGUGUGGUGCGGCACUGCUGAACGAAAACUGGGCCAUUACGGCUGCCCACUGUGUUGACAAUGUGCCGCCGUCGGAUCUGUUGCUGCGGUUAGGCGAGUACGAUCUGGCACUGGAGGAGGAACCGUACGGCUAUCAGGAGCGCCGGGUACAGAUCGUCGCCUCUCAUCCACAGUUCGAUCCCCGGACGUUCGAGUAUGAUCUAGCACUUUUGAGAUUCUACGAACCGGUGGUGUUCCAGCCGAACAUCAUUCCCGUCUGCGUGCCGGAGAACGAUGAGAACUUCAUCGGCAGAACAGCAUUCGUUACCGGGUGGGGUCGUCUCUACGAAGAUGGACCACUGCCAAGUGUGCUGCAGGAGGUUACCGUGCCGGUGAUCGAAAAUAAGAUCUGUGAAACGAUGUACAGAAGCGCCGGCUAUAUUGAGCACAUUCCACACAUUUUCAUCUGUGCCGGUUGGAAGAAGGGAGGCUACGACUCUUGCGAAGGUGACUCUGGUGGUCCGAUGGUAAUUCAACGCCCCGACAAGCGAUUCCUGCUCGCCGGUGUCAUUUCCUGGGGUAUCGGUUGCGCUGAACCAAAUCAACCCGGUGUGUACACCAGGAUAUCCGAGUUCCGGGAUUGGAUUAAUCAGAUUCUACAGUUUUAAACGCACCAGCUCUGCCAAACGGGCGGUGACUAACUGACAAAGCAUACGCAGUAGCGAUGCCUACUCGCUCAGUGUACAGAUCCUUGGAACAGUGCUCUCCGGAAGACCUACGAACCUGGUGGAUCUGAUCCCUGGCCAACUCGACUGGACAGUUGGACGUGUAGUUGUUGAUGUUUGAUAAUUCGUUUACUAAUAGCAUUCAGUUUUGAUAAGGUGCCGUUUUGAUCAUCGAUCUGCCAGCGGAACAGAUCGACCAGUCGAGCCGAUCGAUAAGCCACUGGCAGGUGGAUCGUCGACACAGCAAACUCGAUGGCGAAGUGCAUCUCGUUUUGGGUGGCACGGUAAAGUUUAGAGCAAUUGUGUUAAGUUAUUCUCCCGUCCCGAAAGUUUUGCUCAAAGCAUCCACAACCCAGUGAGUUAAAGGAGGACACGAGAAGGUAUUAUUUAGUUGCAAGCGGUGGUAGACACUGCGCUCGUUACAAAAGACACAGCAAGCUGUACGCAUUUCGAUCAAAAAAUGCUCGCUAGGAUCACACGCAUACACACAGUAACUUUAACCUAGCACGAAAAAGAAGGAAAGAAAACAAGACAUUAGUAAAGUACGCCGGUUUUAAUUAAAGUACGUUGUGAUAAAUCGAUGCAUCGUCGCAAGCGUUGCAACGAACGAAGCGGAUCAGUGCACUUGUGCUGCACAGGAUGGAGGAUGCAAACCUAGAGUUACGACAGUUAUCGGUAGUUAGACACUAUUUUGCUAGUAAAGUACAUGAUGUUACAUGGUAAGAGGACUUUAUUUAUUUAUUUAUACGCCGCUAGAUACACUUGGUAGAGAGUCGCAUUGACCAGCUUAGGGGAACGGAACACGGAACGGCAGCUGAAGGCAUGGAAGGAAGAAAGGACGGAAAGGACAUGUUUAGAAACAAUCGCAUAAGGUGCUUCUGCUAGUGCAAAGUCAACAGUGUGUAACCGGUGAGCAUUUUCGUCAGAAGAUAUUCAGCAAGUGUGUGACAAAUUUUCCUGUACAUAUUUUAACGUAAGAAGCCCCAUCCAUUCCGAUAACAUCUAUUUAAAUUCGACUGUACUAUACUUUGAAAUAAACAUUUUAAACAACUACAAAUGUGA